AUGACAGACUUCCCCUCCAACGGCCAGAACGGCCAAACGCAGGAGCGCCAGUUUGCGACGCUGGCCGUCCAUGCAGGGGCGCCCCACGAUCCCACCACCGGGGCUGUCAUUGCGCCGAUCUCCCUGUCUACUACAUUCGCCCAGGAAAGCGUCGGAAAGCCGGUAGGGCUGUAUGAAUACACUCGCAGCUCAAACCCCAACCGAGAUAACUUCGAAGAGGCCGUUGCUGCUCUCGAACAUGCGAAAUACGCCUUAGCUUUCUCCUCCGGUUCUGCCACAACGGCAACGCUCCUCCACUCUUUAGCUCCCGGCUCGCACGUCGUUUCCGUCUCGGACGUAUACGGAGGAACACAUAGAUACUUCACCAAGGUCGCUUCGGCGCAUGGCGUGGAGGUGUCGUUUACCUCGUGCUUAGAGUUGGAUGUGGAAAAGCUGAUCCGGCCAAACGAAACCAAGCUGGUGUGGAUCGAGACUCCGUCAAAUCCCACCCUGUCUCUGGUUGAUAUUCGCAAAGUUGCCGCAAUCGCGCAUCGCCAUGGCGUCUUGGUCGUAGUCGACAAUACGUUCAUGAGCCCAUACGUUCAGAACCCGUUGGACCACGGUGCUGACGUCGUCGUCCACUCUGUUACGAAGUACAUUAAUGGACAUUCCGAUGUUUUAAUGGGUGUCGCAGCCUUUAACUCAGAAGAUUUGAAGGAGCGUUAUACGUUCCUCCAAAAUGCAAUCGGCGCCGUACCAUCCGCGUUUGAUUGCUGGCUUGCUCAUCGUGGUCUGAAGACUCUACACUUGCGUGCUCGCGAAGCCACCACCAACGCCACAUCUGUUGCUCAGGCGCUUGAAUUUUCGCCUCAUGUGAUCUCCGUGAAUUACCCUGGUCUCGAGUCUCACCGGGACCGAGAGAUUGCCGUUCGGCAACAUCGCCAAGGAAUGGGUGGUGGUAUGCUGAGUUUCCGAAUUCGCGGAGGUCAAAAAGCAGCCCACCUUUUCUGCGAAUAUACCAAGAUAUUCACCCUUGCAGAGAGCUUAGGGGGUAUCGAGAGUCUUUGCGAAGUUCCUGCUAGCAUGACUCACGCCGGAAUUCCGAAGGAGGAGCGCGAGGCCGCCGGUGUUUACGACGACUUGAUCCGCAUGAGCUGCGGUAUUGAGGAUGCGAAGGACCUCACAACCGACACGCUACAGGCUCUCGAGAGGGCUGUGGCUGUAAGUGAAUCUACGAAGAACGGGAGUGCAUAG
Aspergillus puulaauensis is the source of this 1233-nucleotide messenger RNA. RefSeq names its product cystathionine gamma-lyase CYS3. NCBI's taxonomy places the organism in Eukaryota, Fungi, Ascomycota, Eurotiomycetes, Eurotiales, Aspergillaceae. The record is from RefSeq and is a predicted model, not a curated record. The transcript has 4 exons. Bases 1 to 1233 code for a protein of 410 amino acids. Gene Ontology annotation, cellular component: cytoplasm. Gene Ontology annotation, biological process: transsulfuration. Gene Ontology annotation, molecular function: cystathionine gamma-lyase activity; pyridoxal phosphate binding.